Molecule: messenger RNA, 690 nt
Organism: Elaeis guineensis (African oil palm)
Lineage: Eukaryota; Viridiplantae; Streptophyta; Magnoliopsida; Arecales; Arecaceae
Product: vicilin Pis v 3.0101-like
Source: RefSeq, a predicted model, not a curated record
AUGAGCCGCCAAGCUGGCUCCGAGGGUCGGCCCUUGGGUGAAUCGAAGCGGUCAUUUAAUCUGUUCAACGAGCGCCCUUUUUACUUCAACCGCCAUGGAGAUCUAAGAGAGGCCGAUUUCAAUGACUAUCCGGAGCUCAAGGACCUCAACAUCCAAGUCUCCUUCGCCAAUAUCAGCAAAGGAUCCAUGAUAGCACCCAACUAUAACACGGAGGCAACCAAGAUUGCCGUCGUGGUAGGAGGCAGCGGCCACGUCCAGAUAGUGUGCCCACACUUGUCUAGACAACAGGAGAAAGGACGGGGCCAGGAGCAAGAGGAACAACGAGGUCAGAAAGAAGGCCGGCACUACCAAAGAGUCGAAUCCGAGGUAUCAUGUUGCACGACGUUCGUCGUUCCUGCCGGCCACCCAUCUGUCGCCGUUGCUUCUCGCAACGGGAAUCUUGAGGUGCUGUGCUUUGAAAUCAAUGCCAAGAACAACCAUGGAACCUGGCUUGCAGGUAGGAACAACGUAUUAAAGCAGAUGGAUAGCGUGACUAAGGAGUUGGCCUUUGACCAGCCAGCGCGGGAGGUGCACGAGGUCUUGAAUUCCCCAAGGGAGGAGGUUUUCAUGGCGGGUCCUGAGGAACGCGGGCGGGAGAGCGGGAGAGGCGAAGGCCGCGAUGGCCUGCUGAAAUCUAUCCUUGAAUUUUAA